Molecule: messenger RNA, 3952 nt
Organism: Salmo salar (Atlantic salmon)
Lineage: Eukaryota; Metazoa; Chordata; Actinopteri; Salmoniformes; Salmonidae
Product: vesicle-associated membrane protein-associated protein B
Biological process (GO): endoplasmic reticulum membrane organization
Cellular component (GO): endoplasmic reticulum membrane; plasma membrane
Molecular function (GO): FFAT motif binding
Source: RefSeq, a predicted model, not a curated record
ACGAAGCCUCUCUCACUCCCUUCCUGCUGCAUCAUCAUCAUCAUCAUCAUCAACAACAACAGCAGCCGCUAGUAGCACCCUGUCUAAUUGCGGUGACCGGGGGACUAGAUAGUCAUAACCAAUUAGCAUAAUACUAACUCUAAACAUAACACUAGUUAACAUCACCAUAACAGAGUAAUUUACGGAAACCAUUUACAUUGAGCUAUCCCUUUGGAACCGCUGGGACAUGGCCAGGCAAGAUCAGGUCCUGCUCUUGGAGCCACAGCACGAACUGAAAUUCCGAGGUCCCUUCUCGGAUGUGGUCAACACAACCUUAAAGCUCGCCAACCCCACAGACAGGAAUGUGUGCUUCAAAGUCAAGACGACAGCCCCGCGCCGGUACUGCGUCCGGCCAAACAGCGGUGUCAUCGACGCUGGCACCUCAAUCAACGUCUCAGUGAUGCUGCAGCCUUUCGACUACGAUCCCAACGAGAAAAGCAAACACAAGUUCAUGGUGCAGUCCAUGUUGGCUCCCCCCGAAAUGACGGACAUGGAGGGAGUGUGGAAGGAGGCAAAGCCAGAGGAGCUGAUGGACUCCAAGCUGAGGUGUGUCUUUGAGCUUCCAGCGGAAAAUGAGAAAACGCACCAUGACAUGGACGCCAACAAGAUGAUGUCGUCCAACCUGCUCAAGUCGGAGUCAUCCACACUGUCCAUGAAGUCUAUGAGCUCCACCCUGGACGAUGGCGAGGUGAAGAAGAUCAUGGAGGAGUGUAAGAGGUUGCAGAUGGAGGCACAGCGGCUACGGGAAGAGAAUAAACAGAUCAGGGAAGACGAUGGCCUGCGGAUGAGGAAGAGCAACGUGAUGUCCUCCCAGCACUCCUCCCACUCCAUGGUGAAAGAGGAGGGGCUGAGCCUGCGCACGGUGGCCCUCAUCGUACUCUUCUUCGUGGUCGGAGUCAUCAUCGGCAAGUUGGUCUUGUAAGAGCGAGUGGCAAGCGAGAGACGGCCAACCGCAUGCUUUCGGGGGAUUGAAACAAACGACGGAUUUGGGAUUUUUGGUAUUCAGAAAUGCCAUAUCAAUGGGGUAGUUUUGAAAUCGUUAAUUUAUGUACUAAUAAAAAAAGGAGAUACGGAAAAAAAAUCCAUCAUGUUAUGAACAAACCAACGAGAGAGUUAAAAAAGCAAUUGAUCAUUACAUAAUCAUUCUGGCCUUCCUCCCAAAUACUUGCACCACCGAUACAAGAUGACGAGUAGGAGGAAGAAAAAUGCAGAUCAUUAACCAGGUUUCCAUCCAACUUUUUUUAUGCGAGUAAAGUACGCUGGAUAAAUGUCACGACAAGCCGAAUGGAAACAGCAAAUUUGUCGGUAAACUUUCCAAAUGUCGACAAACCAAAAUACACUAGACAAGGUGGGAUCUUUUUGUGUCAGUGAAAUGGUGGUGGAAAUGCCUUUAUGCACAAAUAUUGAUAUAAUGACCAUCAUUUCGAAGUAAACUUGGAGUCACGCGAUGAUCUAGUAUGUGGUCCUCCGACUAUGACUCGGGAAAGCAUUCAGUUUAUUAGGCUACAGGUGAAAUAAGUUAUGAUGAACUUCACAGGGUGGUGAAAGUGCACGGUGAUGAGCUUGAUGCUCCUUUCCAACAAAUAGAGGGGGGUCUUAUUCUGGUGACAUGAUCAUCGAUGCUUGGCUGCUGUAUGACAAAAAUAAUCUUGUUCUUUUGUCCAUAAUAAUCUCAUCAUGUAGUAAGCUAUACCCACACUGUAUCUGCAAGAUUUUGGCUAGAGUGCACGUGCCAAGACCAGAGUGGGCACAUUCGCUAGGCUAUGUAACGCAACAGUUUUUGUGACAAAACCAUCAGUAAAUUUGAAAAUGCGAUGGAAACCUAUUAAAAAAAAAAUAUAUAUAUAUAUAUAUAUAUACAGUAUAUUCGGUACAUGGGGAAUUUAACUGCAAAAGUUAUUUUUAUGUGCCCUAUGUCAUCACGCACAGCCUUUUAUCUGUCAAUUUGAUGGAAACACAUCUCUGGUGGGAAAAUGUGCAUAAUUAUUUUAAUGCGGAUUUUAGAAUAUUCGCAUGAUUAUCUGUCGCCAAUUGGAUGGAAACCUAGCUAUUGAUAGUAAUUCAAAGCAAAGGAUUUUCUAAACACCGGUGGGUGCAGUUGAGUCAGUUUGCGUUGUGUGAAUGUCGUUUUCACAUAUUGUUUAUUUUUCCAAGAGGCCGUGGGCAUACUCGGUGUAAAGAAUCGAUAGUAACCCUCUAGUAAAGUGAUGCAAGGUGCGCAGCACCUGAUUUGGCUCACCUCCUGUAGAAAAUUAUUGACAGCGAUGCUUCAGAAAGUAGGUAACCCCACCUAUUUCUGAAGCAUCUCUGUCAAUCAUUUUCUACAGGAGGUGAGCCAAAAAGAGUGCUGCGCACCUUGCAUCAUAUUACUAGAGGGUCACUAUCGAUUCUUUACACUGAGUAUGCCCUCGGCUUCUUACAAAGAAGAAUAGCUGCUGCUUUGGCAAAAGCUAAUGGGGAUCCUUGUAAACCAAUAAAACCAAUACGCACAGGGUUAUUGUCAACCAAACUGACUCCUCCAAUCAGAGGCUUUGUAUAGACCGGCGAUUGGGGAAUACCCUUAAUCCAGUUGGCAGUAUAUUCUUGAUUGCAUGCGUCCAAAAGAGUUACAUUUUGGGACAUUUUUUAUUUAAUUGAAUUGCUUUUAUCAUUGUAAUGUUUCUUUUCAGCUGUAGGUUUGCACAACUCAAUCUUCAGAUUAUUAUUAUUGUUUUUUUUGUAGCGUUUUUAUGAUUUGAAAGUUGUUUUUUUGUAGGGAUUGAGGCAUUAUUUAAAAAAUAACACAGCUAAAUGAACUCUGGGUCGGUUGGGACUGGGUUACUGGAUAUAAUCCUUUUGCCUUGUGACCGCUAUUGGUAAGUUAUUCUAUGGCAGAAAGGAAGUGACGAAACGGGAGAAAAGGUGCAUGUAGAAGUGAAUGAGUUUUGGUGAGGUCUAACCCAAAAGUAAUGUGCAAUACUGCUGUCAGAUUUAGGCCUGUGAGUCGUAUGUCAGGGAUAUUGGUCUUUUCCUGCUUUUUUGUUUUGUCAGGUUUUUUCCUUCUCCAAGCCAUACAUUUGUUGAUCUUGUCAGGCAAAUGUGUGUGAGUCAUCAUUUGAAUGGUUUAUUGCUGUCCUUUCACCGUGCUGUGACAGUCCACUUAACUCUUAAAGAACACUUCUCCAACUAUAUGGUCAUUGUCUUCAUCAGCCCCACUAGAGUCAUCACCAAUAGGUUUUGAUGCUUGUUUAUUUGUUUCUCAUUGAACUGUUAUACCCAUCACUGCACUGAAGUCAUGUUAAUUUGAAUGCACUAUAUUCUCAAGAAUGAUUUUUCCCAGUAUCUAUCAAUGUAACUGUUUUGUUAGUUAGCCAACUCACACAAAAAAAAUGAAAGCACACAAAAGCUAUAUCCUGAAGGGACCAUUCUUUACUAUUUAAAUGUUUUGUCCUUAACAGGAUUCAUGUCAUACACUCAAUUUAUUUCAUCUCACUGUUGCCUAUUAUGGAUUAAAGAAUGGGUAACUUGCAGGUAUAGAGUUGAGGAAAGCGAGAGAGUGUAACCUACUUUAUCUAUCUACGUGUGAGCGGAGUGAAGGAUAACUUGCUGCUUAGGGAAAGGGCAGAACAGGCCUGAGCUAAGUCUUCCUGACCGUGAGUCACAGCUCGCUGUGUAGUCACGUGAGUCACGUGUUAGCCAGGCUAGAGCUGAGCUACCAUCCCAGGAGUUGUGGAAACACUACAAUUGACCUGUCCUGGAGUAUCUGACCUUCACCGUGAUCGAUGUAAACAGUCGGGCAACUGUUUUGUAUGUAUAUAAAUAUCUAAGAAAAAAUGCAUAUUCCUAGUCAAGUAGUCUAUGGUGUAUAAAAACCAACCUUGUUGGACUAUGUAGCAUCUUAAUAAAUUCAAUGAAUAAACCCUCUACCAAAUUA